Messenger RNA from Styela clava, 3944 nucleotides. The record is from RefSeq and is a predicted model, not a curated record. NCBI's taxonomy places the organism in Eukaryota, Metazoa, Chordata, Ascidiacea, Stolidobranchia, Styelidae.
UAUUUAACUAUUAAGUAACAAAAUGGCAUGAUAGUGUGAAUAACAAACGUAAAAAACUUGGUUUGAAAGAAGGAGUAUGUCGUCGGAUUCGGAAGAAAGUUCGUUAUAUUUUUACGCACAAAGGAAUACUGCACGACGAUUUAAAAGAGUCAGAAAAGAACCUGAAGAACUCCCACAAGCUUUGAGAUACUUCAAAUAUGCGAAUCUGAAUCCAAGAAUCGCUGCCUUCCUCGGCAAACAAGAUCCAAAAAACUUGGUGAAAAGAUCAGGACAAAAAGGUGGCGGGCAAGAUGAAAAAGAUGGUAAUGGAGAGGCGAAACCUGCUGCCACUGAAGCUAACAUUAAUGAUUCUCUUGGACUCCUUGGGUUUGGCGAUGCCGGUCUUAGUCAAGAGGCAAGGAGUUUGCUUCCCGAAAUUGGACAGGGUGGUCUUGUAAAAAUGGGAGCUAUGGAGGAAAGCUUUGGACCUUCGCGCUUAUCAUUUAACGAGGCGGAUGAUCCUCAACGGUACCAGUUUGAGGAAACAACAUUUGCAGCGCCGAAUAUUUUGCGAGAACUUUCCGAUACUCUCGCUCGAUUCGAUCACGCCUUUAGGGAAUACACGAAACGAAUGAUAGUGCACGAAGACGUUGAGGAUAGUGAAAAUUCAAAACCUUCGGAUGUUCUGCCAAAAGGACUCAAUCACAUUUUGUGUCAAGAAUGGCCUGAACUCAUCUCUGAAACGAUAUAUACACCCCGGCUGUGGCAAUCACAGGCCUACAAAUCCGGUUAUAAAUAUGCUUCUACUCUAGCCAGCGGGCGACAAAUGACAGCAGCUUCCGGUGCUGUUGAGAAAGAUAGUGGAGCAAAGGGAGAUAUGAAGGGUAUGGUGGAUUUACUAGAUGGUGCUCGGAUGAAACCGUCAACCAAAUCAUUAGUAGCUGACAGCAGUACUGUUCAUAAAAGGAAAGGGAAAGAAAUGGACAAGGAUGUAAUCAAAACUCAUUUAGCAAAACUUGACGAUCGCCUUACGCGUCACGGAGGUAAUCCCACCCUGAGUUUUAAUCUGUCGUCAAAAAGAGCGUUCGACGAAGGAUGGGUUGUCAACGCACCACCAGACCCGGAUCUAGAGCAAAGUAAUCUACUUGAAUGGGCAACUGGUCGUUUACAAAUGGCCAUCAAACAAAAAGAAGACGAAGAGGACUAUGCAAGAAAAAAAGGAUGUGAUAAACCAACUAUCAUCCGAUAUUAUGGCGAUAGUCGUAGAGAUACAUUGAUGAAACUAUACCGAAAAUCAAAUGAAAGCGAAUCUUUACAGUUGAGAAGAGCAAGCACUGUGCCAAAGAUCCCUCAAUUGAGUAAGAUAGACAAUGCUCAGAGGGAAAAGUUUAUGGUUCAACUGCCUGAUGCAUCUACAACAAUAUUUUAUCCUUCAACUGGAGAAGUAGCAAUUAUGGCAAGUGCUGUACCAUUUAAGCCAGGAGAGGUAUACGUAAAUUGUUAUGAUAGCGAUGAGGAACGUACCUGCCUCGCUGCUUUUACUCCAUAUGGCAAGUCUUGUUGCUAUCACAAAAAUGGAGCGCCCGCUUUGAUUCUAUCAGAGAUAGGAGGAGUACUAAAGUCAGAUGAUGGUAACGUCAUCAGAAAAUGGAAUUGGCCAAAAUAUGGGAAAAUGAAGGAAAAUAUUAUUUACCACAUCAACAAAGAAAUGUACGUUCGGGUGCUUAGUCGUGAAAACGUUACACUGUAUUUUUCGUGUUCUCGUGAAACUCAUAAAAUCCCGGUGGGAGCUGUUCCAGGUGUGAUGUCACCAACUGCGCUAACAGCUGAUGCCAUGGGAGUGUUACAGGCGGGUUUAAGAUUAACUUCAAAAUCAGCUCUCGAGCACAGUGGGCCCAUGCGUUCAAUCAAAGACGAGAAACAAUCAAAAAUGAACCGAACAAGGAGACAUUUGCUGGGAAUGCGAAAACAGACCAAGAAAAAUAGCGAAAUCGAAGAGCUUAAAAAAUCUCUCGAUACUCCCGAACGUUUCGAGUUCGAAUCUCAAGCGGAUCGAGAACUGCAAAGACUCCAAUAUAAAUCAAAAAAUAUUGUGGAAGAUUGGAUGGAGCAUUACAGAGUCGCGGUUGGAAUCAGUUCACCUGCAUUGAAAAAAAUGAUGGACAGAUCUGUGAUCAAAAGUUCGAAGCGAGCUAUACGCAGUGCUGUUGAACGGAAGACAACAUCUGGGGGUAUCGGACUCGAGGAAGCAGCGGAAGAUCUUAUCAGAGGUUCGACUCGAUAUCAAUCUUUCCGCUCUCCAUCAGCCCCGCCGAAACACAUGGUUCUUGCUCCAAAGAAACGGACUUCAGUUUCAUCAGAACCUGAGUCAAAAAUUGAUGCUGAAAAACGUACACCUGGUACUGAAACGCCUCAUGUACGAAUCGAUGAAGGAGAAAAAGAUCAGAAACCUGAAACCGCAGGUAAACGAGUGCCAACCCGACAAUACAAAUCCGCUUCCAGCAUUGAUUCACACGGUCGUACACCUGGACGUACGUCGACAAAUAUUGGACAAAGAAUCUUAAGAUCUUCUAUUUUGACGUCAAUGAGCGCGCAUCACCCACAAACACCCGGCCGUGAUGGUAGAUCGCCACAAGACAAAGUAUGGAGUCCGGCUACCGAAGCAUGUCCAGUUGUGACCCGACUCAAGUUGAUAUAUCCAGAUUCUCUCAAAGUUUUUGCAUGCAAGUGCAGCAAACAUCGUGUUCCGUAUAUCAAUGAUAUUGAGUUCGAUGUUUUCCUGAGAGAAGUUGUUCCAGUCACUCAGUUGAUUGUUGUAUCUGUAAUCAACAGCUUACAUGAAGAUUCCAAUCCGUAUAGCGAAAUGUUGGAAAAUAUAUACGUUUCGAAGAACAAAAAUCGGACAAAACCCUGCCUGCAAUGUCGUCAUGAUCAAUACAGAAUAUUGCGAUACGAUUUAGCUCGUGCACAUAUUGAUACAGAUAGAUCAAGACCAUUACAGUUGGAACGACAUUGUGUUGUCCCCGGCAUGACACUGAUGUAUUGUGGUGGUCGCUUGCUAUUUGCUGAUCACAUAUUUAAUGGAUACGGGAAUGCUAGAAAAGAUUUCAGAAAACAGAUUUUUAAGUCCAGACAAGACUUUCAUAUGGGCCAUUUCCUGCCAGAUGAUUUCAGAUUUUCACCGAGUCGAGGAAAACCAGGAGCUCGAGCUGCUUGGGGUGGCGAAAUUGGUGGCACCGGAGUUCGUGGCAAAGGAAAACCAGGACUGUUACCGGGCCGCCAAUCCGUACCUGCUACACUUGCUGCAGGGAUGACACCUAAGUCCACUAACGUUGUAGUAGACAGACUAUCUAAGAGUGCAUCUUAUUCUUCGUCUUCACAAUCCGAUCUAUCUACAAUCUACUCUCAUUUGAAAACUUCCCCCAAAUCUAACAGGUUCGACUCCGCCCGUGAGUUUGUCCAAUUCAGCCUAUCUGCUAAAGUUUACGUUCAGCCUCCAGCGAAAGACGUAAACCAAAGCCGAAAUCAGAAUUCUAUAUCCCCAAACAAAAGUUCCAUGUCAACUGGAGAUCCCGUAUUAUCACAGAUGAAUAAUUUUUUAAUGUUGCAAACUGUUAAGUAAUAGUUUUCUCGGAUUGCCCCUUUCCCAUAACCGUCCCGUGUAGGAAUAUAAAGAAAAGUACUUUUCCGAAUUUUCAACAACACUGUCUAUCUUUUGUUAAAGCUAAUUCGGGCAAAGUACAGGUUAUAUCUCCAUUUAUCUAUGGCAUGAGCUGAGUGCAAACCGGAAAAGAUUCCGAAUUCACACGGUUUAUUGAAAAAUAUUUUAAGUACACGAAGCACAAUGAGAUUAUUUAUAGCACAAUUUUAUGAGCCUAUUCGUUAAAGCAAACUGUGACACAACAAAUGUAUUAUUAUAUAUUAUAUUAUUUUUGUUUUGCAAAAUAAAAAGCAAUUUCAAUGUA